This is a messenger RNA of Paramecium tetraurelia, 360 nucleotides long. RefSeq lists its product as uncharacterized. The transcript is spliced from 2 exons. Lineage: Eukaryota; Ciliophora; Oligohymenophorea; Peniculida; Parameciidae. The record is from RefSeq and is a predicted model, not a curated record.
AUGUUAGGGCUGAAGUAUGAAUAUUACCAAUAUUUUUCGUAUCAAGACUUGCAAUAGUUGAAGGAAAUACUUACCUACGAUUCAAUAGGUGAGGUAAAGUUUUAUGAAGAUGAGAAAGUUAUUGAAUACAAGAUAAAUAAAUCCAACUGUAUUCUAUUAAGCGAAUUGAUAGAAUUAAUAAAUGGGUUUCAUUAGAUUUCAUUUGGGAUAGGUGUUAUAGCUUUUCAUUCACUUGUUAGAGAAAGUGACGUUCAUGAGAAGAAAAAAAUUUUAACACUCUUAUUUAGACUAAGAUCGUAUAUGGUUGAAAUUCGAACAUAAUCAAUAUCUGACUAUUACUUAUAAAAAAAUUUAGUAUGA